This is a messenger RNA of Penicillium hordei, 1083 nucleotides long. Its product is annotated as alpha/beta hydrolase. NCBI's taxonomy places the organism in Eukaryota, Fungi, Ascomycota, Eurotiomycetes, Eurotiales, Aspergillaceae. The transcript is spliced from 2 exons. The record is from RefSeq and is a predicted model, not a curated record. Bases 1 to 1083 code for a protein of 360 amino acids. Gene Ontology annotation, molecular function: hydrolase activity.
AUGGCCGACUUCACUGAAUAUGGUACGCCUAGCGCCGAAUGGAUCGCCCUAGAGUCGACCCUGCCUGAGCCCCCCAAGGACCUCUCGGUAGAACAAUUAAAGGAACUGCAAAAUAAGGGGCGCGAGGCAAGGGCCGCCCACGAUAUGCUCGAUGGUCUUGGUGCCGCAGUUCAACUACACGACUACACAAUUACAGCUCGCGACGGCACGCCCCUCGAAGCACGCACCUACCGCCCCGUCGGCAUCCCAGUCUCCGAGCGCCUGCCCGUUUACGUCCAUUUUCACGGCGGCGGUUUCCUUUUCGGGACACUUUCUUCUGAAGACGCCAUUUGCUCGCGGAUUGUCACCUCGCGUGUCCAGAAGGGUGCCCCAGUCGUGGUCUUGAAUGUCAACUACCGACACAGCCCCGAAUAUAUCUAUCCCACUGCUUGGAAUGACUCUGAAGAUGCAUUCGUCUGGCUACACGAGAACAUUGCCGAGAUUGGCGGGAUCAGCGAGCAGGUUGUCGUGGGCGGUAUUUCAGCUGGUGCAUGGUUGACUGCGUCAUUGGCACUGGCUCAGCUGCGCGGCGAGGAUAAGCGUUUAGCAGCCUGCCCAAAGAUUGCGGGACAGGUCCUCAUGAUUCCUUGUGUUGUGCAAUGGGAUCACUAUGCGCCGAGACUGGAGCAGCUCAAGAGUCCUGAGUUGUCGAGCUAUGUGCAAUGCGCCGAGGCUCCUGUCUUGCCGGUGGCUCGAAUGAGGUUGUUCAGCGGGCUUCUUGGGCUUAACGACGCCAAGGAUGCUGCUGGAGAUCGUCGGAUGAACCCUGGAAAUGCCACCGCGGAUGAGGUUAAGAACUUGCCUCCGACGACGUUUGGGAUCGCGGGAAAUGACCCGUUGAGAGAUGAGGGUCUGUUUUAUGGACAGCAUCUCGCUGCGAACGGCAUUCCUACUAAUGUUCAUGUUUUCCCCGGUGUCCCGCAUGGAUUCAGGAGAUACAAGCAGCUGCCCGACAGCAAGAGAUGGGACGAGGUUAUGAGCGACGGCAUUGCCUGGGCACUGUCAAGUCCUGCGCCUGGUCCGUUUGAGAUCAAAUCGAAAUAG